This is a messenger RNA of Nicotiana tabacum (common tobacco), 960 nucleotides long. Its product is annotated as pistil-specific extensin-like protein. NCBI's taxonomy places the organism in Eukaryota, Viridiplantae, Streptophyta, Magnoliopsida, Solanales, Solanaceae. Gene Ontology annotation, cellular component: cell periphery. The record is from RefSeq and is a predicted model, not a curated record.
UUACACACACACACACAAUAUUAGCAACAAUGGCAAAGGCCCUUGUUCUUUUUCAGCUUUCAGUUUUAUUACUUAGCUCAUUCACAGUAGUUCUUAGCCAGGAGGAAGGCAUUGGGGGUUGGUUUAUAGACAAACAUCAUGGCCACUUUCCACCAGCUGAAGCCCCUAAAGCUCACAAAGGCUACCACCACCCCAAAUAUUCCCCAGCCCCUUCACCAUCUUAUACUCCUUCAAAACCACCAACUAAACCUCCCACUUACAGUCCAUCAAAACCACCAGCUAAGCCGCCAGUUAAACCACCAACUAAGCCUCCCACUUAUAGUCCAUCAAAACCACCAGCUAAGCCACCAGUUAAACCACCAACACCAUCACCUUAUCCUGCUCCUAUUACUAGGAAACCUGUAGCUGUACGUGGCCUUGUUUACUGCAAACCGUGCAAGUUUAGAGGGGUUAAAACUCUAAACCAAGCUUCCCCACUCCUGGGAGCGGUAGUGAAGCUAGUAUGCAACAACACAAAGAAGACAUUAGUGGAACAGGGCAAGACAGACAAGAAUGGUUUCUUCUGGAUCAUGCCCAAACUCUUGUCCUCAGGAGCUUACCACAAAUGCAAGGUGUUCUUGGUCUCAUCAAACAAUACUUAUUGCGAUGUCCCAACAGAUUACAAUGGUGGAAAAUCUGGUGCUUUGUUGAAAUACACCCCACUUCCCAAGCCACCAGCAGCUAGCUCUCUCCCUGUAAAACCCCCCACAUAUGAUGUCUUCACUGUUGGGCCUUUUGGUUUCGAACCCUCAAAGAAGGUGCCUUGCAAAAAGUAACUUGGGAAAUUAGAAAGAUAGGAAGGAAAAUAUGUCGAAGGAGUUAAGUGUUGAAGAAAGACGAAGUUGUACCUGUUUCUUGUGUUCUUGUUAUUUCAUUAAUAAAUGAAGCAAAAGGAAAGAACUUAGUUUUCUUGUUUUCCUA